AUGGUUUUAAUCCAACUCGAUAACCAAAUUCUUUAUAGAAUUAAUAACUACAACUCACAAGACAAAGUGAUUUUAGCAGUCAACAAUGUUGAAAUAUUACUUAAUAAGUCAUUUGCUGUUGCAAUUUCACAAAAGAUUUUCUCGCAGUAUCUAUUGGAUAAUGGCAUUACUAAAAUUGAUGUAAAUACUGAAAUUAUCUCGCCAGAUACAUAUAAUGUAUUGAAAGAUAUACUUCAAUAUAGGCAAACCGAAGUCGAGUGUGAUGAUACAAUUUUGAAGGAUCUCUUUCAUAUUGGAAUGAAUCUUGGAAUUAAUGAACUAACUAAUUUCUAUAAAAGUCAAGUUCUUGAUAAAAUGCAAAUUGAUAAAAAUAAUUGCAUUGAAUUACUCGAAUUUUAUUUAUAUGUUUCAUCAAAAGACAAGAUAUUAGAAUGCAUUGACUUCAUAUCAGCGCAUUUCUUUGAAAUCGAUAAAAAUAAACUCAAAUUAGCUUCAAAUAAAUUAGGCUUAGAUAUCCUUCAAAGAAUAUUAAGCAGAAAAGAACUUGUUAUUGAAAAUGAGGAUUCUUUAGCCAAUUUUAUCAUUUCAUUAGCAAAUGAGAACGAAACAUUCUAUCCAUUAUAUGAGAAUAUUUAUUUAGAGUUUUGCAGUAAAAAUAUCAUUGAUGAAAUAGAAGCUUCGACUAACGCAAACAACUACAAGAACGUUGUUAAAUCUCUCCAUGAUUCAUUAUUAAGAACGAGAAACUUUCUUCCAAUUAAAACUAUAUCUCAAAUAGAAACAAAUUACUUCCAAAGCGGUAAUGUUGAAAUGUCUGCUUCAUCAUAUGAAGAUGGAUCAGCUGAUUUGAUAAACAGAUAUAAAAAGGAGACUUUUGUCAAAACCAAAGAUUAUUCUAAUUCAUGGAUUCAGUGGAAACUAAAAUCAGGAUUUGCAAUUCAACCUAAUGAAUAUAUUAUUAGAUCUGUAUCCGAUUAUGGAUCAUUUGUUAGUUUCCUUCAAUCAUGGAAAGUCGAAGGGACAACAAUUCGAGGUGAAAAAAUAAUUUUGCAUGAAAUGCAAAAUUCUGCAUUUAAACAAGGAGAUAUACGUAAAUACAGCAUCAAUACAAGCGAUUUAUUUGUUUCAUUCAAAAUAAUACAAACAGGGAAAAAUUGUAAUGGAAAUGAUCAAUUAUUAUGUGAUGUAUUUGAUUUUUCCGGAUCUAUAUAUAGCUUUAAUUCAAUAUGGGAGAUGGAACAUUAG
Trichomonas vaginalis G3 is the source of this 1245-nucleotide messenger RNA. RefSeq names its product spectrin binding. The coding region runs from base 1 to 1245 and encodes 414 amino acids. NCBI's taxonomy places the organism in Eukaryota, Parabasalia, Trichomonadida, Trichomonadidae. The record is from RefSeq and is a predicted model, not a curated record. The transcript has a single exon.